Messenger RNA from Saccoglossus kowalevskii, 1275 nucleotides. RefSeq names its product histamine H2 receptor pseudogene. Lineage: Eukaryota; Metazoa; Hemichordata; Enteropneusta; Harrimaniidae. The record is from RefSeq and is a predicted model, not a curated record.
AUGGAGUACGCUGGGCUAGGAAAUAAUAGUUUUGUCGUGACAAACGCAAGCUGCACAAAGCAAAGUAAUUGCACAAGUUAUGAAGUCAUUGUGGACAUAUUCAAUCAAACUGUUGCAGCCACGGAUACGUACGGCUCUGGCUCAAUCAUUGUCAACUGUAGCGACACGUCUGCCAACACCAGUAAUUGUACAAGUGGACCAGCACUACCAGACAUUGGCGUACACAGUCCUGGUUUAAAUCGACCCAUCAUAGUAUUGGUGUGUAUAGGUAUAGUUUUGAGUGCCAUAAUCUUCACUACCACGCUGGGGAAUAUUUUAGUUAUAUUGUCACCGUGUGUUAAUCGCCGUCUGCGCUCAGUUACCAACACAUUCCUUGUGUCACUUGCACUUGCUGACACGCUGUUAGGCAUACUAGUCCUGCCAUUUAGUUUGUACUUAGAAAUACACAGAGCAUGGCACAUGGGACCUGUUUUCUGCAACAUUUACAUAUCAUUAGAUGUUCUCUUGUGUACAGCCUCUAUCCUCAAUCUAUUCGCUAUAUGUGUGGACCGUUAUUUUGUCAUCACCCGACCUUACCAGUAUCCGAUGAUGAUGAACAUACGGAGGGCCAUGGUUGUAGUGAUAAUUAUAUGGGGAGUGUCUUUGCUAAUAUCAUUUCUGCCUCUAGAAAUGGGAUGGAACACAGAUGACGGAAAAGUUCAAAACUACGACGAUCCUCGACAGUGUAGCCUGGCAGCGAAUGCCACAUACGCACUUGUCGACGGUAUUCUUCUGUUUUACGUGCCGCUUACUACUAUGAGUGUCAUGUACAUUCGAAUUGUACUUAUUGCCAGAGAGCAAGCUAAGAAAAUAAAAAAGACAUCGGUAUGGGACGCUCAAUGUAGAAGAUCUGUAGAUGAACAUAAGGCAACUAAAAUUAUCGCGAUCGUCAUGGGCUGCUUUAUUGUCUGUUGGGUUCCAUAUUUCACUGUCUUCACGUUUUGUCCUAUCUUUGAAUGUAAACCAUUAAGUCCUGAUGCCUAUGCCGUGAUUCUCUGGCUAGGUUAUUUAAACAGUGCGGUUAAUCCAUGCCUUUAUGCGGCUCUUAAUCGGGAAUUCAGACAAGCAUUCAAAAUCUUACUUCAUCUCAACCGGUGCCCGUCUCGUAAAAAACGCCGUCUUAAGAAGAACCGUGCUUCGACUAGAGGCAUGUUGCCGAUGCGUACUAGCUCAAAUAUGAACUCUGGUAACGGCACCGCUAAAGAAUAUACUGUCGUGAACGGAUCGAAAGUAUGA